UUUUGACUGUUUUGUCUUAAGAAGUCAAACUAAAAAGUUUAAAUCACCAUGAAGUUCUUCCUGAUGUUAAUGUUGAUUGGAGCCAGCAUGCUUUUCUCCAAAGCGCUGCAGCCUUUCGGCCCAGGUUACAACAGACACUGCAUGUGUGUGAAACUCGAGUCGAGGGUAAUCCCACCAGAUAACUUGCAAAGUGUGGAGAUCUUGCCCAGAGGUCAUCACUGUAAGACUACAGAGGUCAUUGCCGGUUUAUCAAGUGGAGAGAAGAUCUGCCUUAACCCCAGGACACCAUGGGUUAGAAAACUCAUUAACUUUAUUGAGAAAAAAGAAAGAAGCAACAAGAAAGAGUAAAAGACACUCAUACCACUUUGAUUACAUCUAUUCACAAGACACCUUCGCCAUGUUUUCUGUGACAUUCAUCAAAGGUUAAUCUCUACCAAAUGUAUUUUUGCAUCAAUCUUUUGUUAUAAGGCUACUUCUGUUGUAAUAGUUGUAUAAUGUAUGGAUGGUUCUGUUAAGUUUUUAAUAAAUACUA
Messenger RNA from Triplophysa dalaica, 532 nucleotides. Its product is annotated as interleukin-8-like. Lineage: Eukaryota; Metazoa; Chordata; Actinopteri; Cypriniformes; Nemacheilidae. The record is from RefSeq and is a predicted model, not a curated record. Gene Ontology annotation, cellular component: extracellular region. Gene Ontology annotation, molecular function: chemokine activity; CXCR chemokine receptor binding. Gene Ontology annotation, biological process: cellular response to lipopolysaccharide; inflammatory response; neutrophil chemotaxis. Bases 49 to 348 code for a protein of 99 amino acids. The transcript is spliced from 3 exons.